Molecule: messenger RNA, 7796 nt
Organism: Acipenser ruthenus (sterlet)
Lineage: Eukaryota; Metazoa; Chordata; Actinopteri; Acipenseriformes; Acipenseridae
Product: G protein-coupled receptor 137Ba-like
Exons: 7
Coding region: 420-1748 (442 amino acids)
Biological process (GO): positive regulation of TORC1 signaling
Cellular component (GO): lysosomal membrane
Source: RefSeq, a predicted model, not a curated record
CCCUUUUUUGUGUGGAGGGGCGGUCUCAAGACUACAGUCUCUCUCUCAGCUGAUUCCACCCUCCUCUCCGUUGUUUUUUUGCAGAAGGAGCUGCUUUGCACGGAGGUUGGGGGGUAACACAGAAGAGGUUAUAUAUAUAUAUUUUAUUUCCCUUUAUUAAAUGAUAAUCUUCUUUCUGCGUGUUUAGAUUCCCCUCCAUCUCUCUUUCUUUUUUUUUGUUCCAGUUUGAAACGUCGUCGUUGUUUUUGUUGCUGCUGUGUUAAUCGUUUUGUUGUUUUAAAUAAUACUGUUAAGUUUUUGUUUGUUUGUUUGUUUUAACUUCCACAAAAACAAAAAAAAAGGCUUUAAAUUGAAAAAAAGUUAAGGCCUCUUCGUUUUUAAAUAAUAGCCGUUAUUAAUUUUUUUUUUUUUAAAGCUGUAUGACUAUGUUGUUUCUGGACACCCAGGUCAGUGUGAGUGUUUUCACCUCAGUGACUGACAGCACCGAUGAACCGCUCCGAGCGGCGGUCCCUCCGUCGGUGGCGCUGGGGUUGACGGUGGUCUACACGACCCUCUACUCGCUGCUGUUUGUGUUUGUUUACUUGCAGCUCUGGUUGAUACUGCAUUACGGCCACAGGCGCUUCAGUUUCCAGAGCGUGUUUUUGUUUCUUUGCCUGCUCUGGUCCGCGCUCAGGACUACACUUUUCUCCUUUUAUUUCAAAAACGUCUCCCAGGCUAACCAGUUGCAGCCCGUCCCUUUCUGGCUGCUCUACUGCUUCCCCGUCUGCUUGCAGUUCUUCACCUUGUGUCUGCUCAACCUUUAUUUUGCACAGGUCAUGUUUAAGGCCAAAGCUAAAUAUUCUCCAGAGCUCAACAAAUACAAGGUGCCGCUGCGGCUGGCCUUCCUGUUCAUGAGCCUCUUCUUCCUGGUGGUGAACGUGACGUGUGCCAUGCUGCUGCAGGGCAGCGUGCCGGACGCGGAGCUCAAGCACGCCGUCCUGGCGAGGGUGCUCAUCAAUGACAGCCUCUUCGUCCUCUGCGCCGUCUCGCUCGCCGUCUGCAUCUUCAGGAUCGCCAAGAUGUCCUCUGCCAACGUCUACCUCGAGUCGAAAGGCACAUCUGUGUGUCAAGCCACAGCAAUAGGGGUGGCAGUGAUCCUGCUCUACACCUCCAGAGCCAGCUAUAACCUGGUGGUGGUGGCUCUGUCUCCCGAGGACCGGCCCAGCUCCUUCAACUAUGGCUGGUACAACGUCUCCGAUCAGGCGGAUGUGGAGAAGAUCAGCGGGGAGGCCUAUGUGGUGUUCGGGAUCAUCCUCUUCUUCUGGGAGCUCCUCCCUACCAGCCUGGUGGUGGUCUUCUUCAGAGUGCAGCGGCCCAAUCAGAACCUGACGUCAGGAGGAAUGAUAAACAGCCACAGUUUCAGCUCCAGAGCGUAUUUCUUUGAUAACCCACGCCGCUACGACAGCGAUGACGACUUGUCUCGGAGCAUGGGGUCCCGGGGAGAGAGGAACAGUAUCCUGUCCUCCACGCCGCAGUCGGGAUCCGGCUGGUAUGGAACGAUCCGGAGGAACGGCAGCUUCACCGUGGUGCCACACCUGCUGAACGGGCCACCCGCUGCCACGGCCCCACUUCUACUGGCCUAUGGCAACGUGCAGAACAGCCACCACCACCACCAUCACAACUACUACUCGACUCCGCAGAACCACUGCACCGCUCCACAGAACCACUGCUUCACUCCGCAGAACCACUGCUCCACUCCGCAGAACUAGCAGCCACAGCCUGCAGAGCCACACUCCACCCUGCACAGCUCUGCAAACUAGACCAGCUCCCCGCUCUGAAGAACGUGUCGCUCCCAGCCGCUCUGGUCCAGGGGUAGUAGAUUCAUUAAUGUGAAGGUGCAAAAUUCAUGGUUACAGCAAGGUCAGGGUCUGGAGCAAUAUUUCCGCAUGGACUGCUAUAACCAUAUCCACACACACACACACACACACAGAGUUAUAUUACACAUGUUGUUGCAGGUGUCAGAGUUCAUCACUAGGUUUAAAGGAUCAUUUUUUUUGUUUAUUAGGAAUCUUUUGAUUUUAUCUUUUAUAAUAGUCUGCCUUCCUUGCUGCUGUCUUGUUACUGUAUGAGUCCAUUCAGAACAUACGAACGGUCCGUCUGUUCACUACCCCUGCUCUAGUCCACUCAGCAAAGACUUGUGAUGCCUAGACAACCGACUACACUCCUCAGAAAGUAGAUAUUGCUAAGCUACCUACUCCACUCUGCAAAACAGAAACUACACAAUUCUGCUAAACCAUUCUUCUUCUCCUCCACUUUGCAAAACUGUCUGCUCAACCCCAUAGAGCUGAACUGGUACUACUGCAUUCCACAGAGCCAUCCCUGGGGCAUGGGGGUGGAAGAGAGCAGGCUUCCUGUAGAGUUUUGGAAAGUUAGCUGUGCCUGGAACUGUUUACAAGAGAAGAGUUUGUGCGCUGACUCGACCUCCUUCUAUCCAGGGAGUCGUGUGGAGAAGAAAUGAACAUUCCAGUCCGAGGCACCUUAAUUAUAUCAUUGCUGAAGAGGUGUUUUGUUUUUAAACUGAAAAGAAAAGGUCUUUUUUUUUUUUCUUGUUUCGUACGGUACGUGAUCGCAGGUGUGGAGGUUUGCAGCUUUCCCUGCGGUCUGUCUGUCUGCAGUGGCUGACCCCAGAGCUUCCUGUGCACCUUUACUGAAACACUUACAAGGCGGGGUGUGAAUUUGCACUUGAAUCCUGCACAUUAUCAGUCUGGUCAGACACAUCCAAACCGCCCCGUCCUUCUUCUCAUGACCUCCCUGUGGGGCUCUUCUACAUGUUGUGUACAGUACCUAUAAAAACAUGCCAAUGUUGUCCUUGUGACUUGAGAAAUGAACAGCCCGAGUUUGAGCCAGGCCUGAUUCUGGCAUGGGGAAGCCUGCAUUUACUGUGCAGGGAAUCACAAGGUGUUUCCAGCUGGAUGUCCAUGCAGAGAAACGUUCCUGCAGAACAGAGAAAGGAUGCAAGUCUCUUCAAGCUGAUAGCAGCCCCCGUCUCGAGGGAGCCGACAGCAUCCUGACUCAUUCAGGGCUGCACAAAAGAGGCUUGAUUUGGAAGGGCGGGCAAAAGAUGUGUAAUAAAAUGGAAUUUUGUAGCAGUGCAGCAGAAUUUAAUUUGAGUGAGUCCCAAAUGAAAUGGCCCACUCAAACAGCUAUUUAAACAAACCGAUAGGGUUUGGUUGUCAGGAAUGCUAGAAAGACUUUUUUUUUCUUUUGCGUUGUUUUUUAUCAGCUAGAAGAAUGUGGCCUACGCAAUUCGAGUAGAGACCCUUAUUUGACUCCCCACCUUAUCGAGGAAGAAGGGGAAGGCUGGAGCAGAUCAGAGAGGCAGGACCCUCCACACCUGCCAGUUUAAAAGCCUUGUAUGUGCCCAUGUUCCACCCAUGUUCCCUCGUGCUCCAGUUUACAGUGUUGCUCCCGUCACUUCAGAGCAUCUCAAAAUGUGCCAUUAGAACAGAACCUUUGUUAUUGUAAACCAGUGCACUGUAGGAUAAAACAGUCAUGAACAGGCUAAAUAUCAUACUGAAUACAACCCUGGCAGGUGGUUUGUCUCAUUACCAGUUAAAAUUUGUCUUCUUACCUUUUAUAAAUAAUUGGCAGCCUUUUUAUUUAGGCUUUGUAUCACAGGGCAGCUUUCAGAGCAACUUAUUGUAAGUGAUAUUUUCAAGAAGUGUUCUCUGUGUUCAAAGCUCAAGCUUGAUUUCAGCAGCUUGGUGAACAGGGAUUGAAAGUGUUCAAACAGCUAGUUGGGCUCCAUAUUUACCAAACGUCAAGGUCCUUUUUGUUUUUGGAGAUCUAGACGUCUAGAUUUUAUUUUAUGUGACCAGGAAAGCGGGGCAAGUGCAGUGUGUAAAGAAUGAACCAAUCAGCAUGCGGGCCCAGGUCCCAACCUGAUACUGGGAGGGCCAAUCAGCUGGGGAUUGAGAGUCUGGUCAAGGGUCAGGGUUCUGAGGUUGUAGCUGAUUCUUGCCAUGAGUUACUGAACAGUGUUUAAUACAAGACAAGCUAGUCACUAAAGAAAGAAUCGGGUUUUGAGUUUGGGGUUUUCUAUUUGUUCUCUAAGACACUGCAGUCUUUCUUUCUGUUUUACCCCCAAAGGAAUGUCCUUGCAUAAAACCCGUAACCAUUGUUUUUUUUUUUUUUUUUCCUUUUCAUUUUUUUUUACAUUGAAUAGCAUUCCACUGUGUAAGCAUUAAGAGAAAUGACAGAUUGAGCGUGCGUGUGUGCGAUGACCGUGGGUUUCGGCUGAUGUUCAACUGUGUUUGGUGUUUAUUAUUGUUAUUGUUGUUAUUAUUCUGUUGAAUGUUAAACCUGUCUAGAUUGAAAUUGGAGUAGAUUCUGUCUUUGGGCUUGAGGUCUGGUAUUUGUUAUUGAGCUCUGGUGUCUGGGCUUGAGCUCUGGUGACUGGGUUUGAGCUCUGGUGUCUGGGGUUCAGCUCUGGUGACUGGGUUUGAGCUCUGGUGUCUGGGGUUCAGCUCUGGUGUCUGGGUUUGAGCUCUGGUGUCUGGGGUUCAGCUCUGGUGUCUGGGCUUGAGCUCUGGUGUCUGGGUUUGAGCUCUGGUGUCUGGGUUUGAGCUCUGGUGUCUGGGCUUGAGCUCUGGUGUCUGGGUUUGAGCUCUGGUGUCUGGGGUUCAGCUCUGGUGUCUGGGCUUGAGUAACAUGGGGGUGGGUGGGGUUUUGAGGACACAAUAAGAAUGUUUUCAUUUCUGUAAAGUGCGAAAGUAACUGUACUAACAAACAUAUCAACAUGCAAUGCACAGUGAAAAUAUAUACAGCCUGAGAGGGCUGCGAAGGGUGUGGUUCUGUCCCCUAAAUACUGUGUUUUUCUGCGCUGCCAUGUUGGCCAACCUGUAUUACAGGGACGUAUAAAGAGAUUCUGGUGGGCGCCUUACGCCAGGGCUGGCCAAAGUUGACCUGUACUGAAUUGUUUCAUUGAGCUAAUUAAACCUGCAUCCAGACCCUGAAGUCGUUCAUUAUCCCAUUUUACCUGUUAAACCUGGAGUGGAACGGCCCUCCAGGACUGUGAUUGGACACAUGCUAUCUGAAUAUAUUCUCUGUUGGUGGCUCAGUUAUGUCUCAUGAGGCUUAUGAAAUAAUGGGGACAAUCGGCAACACAAAUCACAUGCUUCUGUAGGAGAGUAAUGCAGCCUCUGUCCAAAUACCUUGGGGUCUGAGCUGCUGUGCAGGAUCCUCCGCCUCCUCUCGUGAUUAGGCUGGGGACCCUGACUUGUAGCACAGCAUUACUACGUUCCUUACCUGAGACCCUGGAUCAAUAGAAAAUGCUUAAAAGAAACAGUCUAGAGUCCCGGUCAGCCCUCAAGUAACCGUGCACAUGAAUGGGAGCUGUGGUUCAGACCCAACUCCCAGUCUUAGCACCUUCAAUAAGCACUUUGCCUUUAAUAGCGGUCUGUCCUCGCACCUCUGCAAGCACUGUGUACGUUACUGUCUGUGUCAUGCAUGAACUCUGUGACAGCAGCGUGAAACUCACUGACAUGGUAAACAAUUCAGCAUGGUACUCCCCGUGUCGCACUAACUGAUACAGAUCUGAAUUGAUACAAUCCGUGCAAACUCUUUAUGAGUUAGCUGGGUAUGACUGGUGCUCAGAUUAAUGCUGGUUCUGAAUCAAACCUGAGAAUGACCUGGCGUAGAUAAAGCUGUGUUUGCACAAACCUCUUCAGGGCUUUAAAAAUUUAACAAAUAAAUAAUUAAAUGCGGGGGUUGGCGGUGGUGUCUUUCACUCCACUUAGGUAAUCGCAGUGUAUUUCGUGAAUGUAUUUUAAGCCAAUGUUAUAGAAUCGGUUGGAAUGCAUUGUUGGCUGGGUUGCCAGUGAAGUAGUUUGAGGAUAAGAACUUCCUAACAUUAACUCUUAUCGACCCCUCUUUGGAAUGGAAAUGCCCUGGCUAAUUCGGAGAGGAGGGUGUCCUGGUUGCAAGCUGGGCUGCGCUCUCACAGGUUCCACUGAUCCGAACGUUUUGAGACUAAGGCAACCUUGGUUUUUUUUUUUUUAAGAAAAUGUGACUUGAGGAAGAAAAAAAAAAAGAAAAUGAAGUGUUGGAGAGUGAGAGGAGCCGGGCUGGCUGCGGGAGCGGCUGGGUUCCUGUUCAGACUCGGGAGUCAGUGUGUAGGGUUAUUUAUUUAAUCAUUUAUAUAUGUAUGUAUUAUUCUUCAGUGUCUCACAGGCUGGUCCACUCCACGUGUGCAGGGUUUGAGGGUGCUGGAUCUCGUGGUUCGUGAUUCUCCCAUUUUCAUUUGAAUGCACUUUUACUGUGAUUUAAAGAAUGUACCUUCGUUCUGAUAUUUAAAAUGGGAACAAAACUGAAAAGCAGAGGGGAAGAAAAAAGCAUUCCUCUUACACAGGAUGUUCCAAAUUGAGGGAUGUUUAACAAUUAAAUCGAAUAGAAAUGGUACGUGCCUAGGUUUGGGGGAUCCUCAGCUGCACGCUCUGCUUUCAGUAGGUUUUGUUCGUUGUGGUGCCAAACUUAGGACAGCAGGAAGAAAAAGAUCUGCCGUCCUGAUGCUUUGAACGGAGCAGAGGAUGUGCUGAAUUAGAUCUGGAAUUGGGGUGGGUGUCUGGAUGCAGUGCCUGAGGGGCUGUAGCACCUCAUCCAGGUUUCAGGUACUAGAAAGCAGUGCGGCUUUAAAAUGUACUUCAUUGGUACAAAAAACUGGACAGCUUAGGCCUCUGUGGCUGGGUUUGGGCACCCCUGUUCAAAGAGGCUGGUGUGUUUAUGAUGUAAUAGAAAACUAGUCAACACAUUGUUUUUCUUCUGAAUUUUCAGAGACUGACCAUUUCAUUUUGCUUUUGUCCCAUUUCCAGAUUGGGGAAUAAUUUAUAAAUUAGGUGCAAUAUUUCAGUGUUUGUUAAUUAAAUUGAGUACAAGUUGGCCCUUAAACAGCUAUUUAUUUAUAUAUCUCUCUUGUUUGGAAAGGGGCUGCGUUUCCACUGCCCAGAUCCUGAUCUCCGUGAGCAGUGACUGCUGGUCCCCUCCUUGGCAGGAAUCCGUCUCAUGUCGGUCUUGUGUGGAGAAGGGUUAAUAAAGCAUUCUCAGUGCAGGUCGUGUGACUGCACACGACGUAGCGUUUCUCCAGAACAGUAACAAGGUGUCCCAUUCCUGACCUGAACUUUAAUAUUGCCCCCCACAUCUAAUGAAAUAACGAUCCCCGCUUACUCUGUUUUAAUCGAGGGCUCUGUGAGAACGCGUCCGAUCUGGGCAGUGGAAACUUGGGUUUCUCAUUUCUUUUUACAGUGCAAUAAUUCAUCUAACCAAUUCACAUGACAGCUACUGAGCUGCCAUAGGGACCAAAUAUUGAAUUCCACUUAUUUGCCUAACUGUUGGAACUGUGAUAAUCUGAGUGCGAGAGAGGUCGACUGGUUUUAUUCAAGUCAAAAUACAUCCAAAACAAUCCCUUAGUUGAGAGGCCACUAUCAUACUAUCAGGCAGUGCUGCCCUGUGUGGGUGUGGGGGGGGUUCCUUGUGCUUCCCAUGUAACACAAUGUCAUAAAGGUGAUCAAACAUGGACAGUAUAUUCCCAAACAAUCCAUAUGCUAUGUAUUUAAAAUGUUACAUUUUAGAUCGAUUAGUUUCUGUGAAGUUAACUGGUGUAUAUCAGCUUCUCUGACAUUGUUUGUUUGAUUGAUUGAUUGUUUUUUUUUGUACCAUUUGUGUCCUGAGGAAUGUAACAGAUUUAUCUAGAUUUCAUAGUUCACUAAUCUGUGUGCAAGCACUACCAUGUUUCAAUAAAGUCUUAUUGCACUGUUUUAAAA